Thalassophryne amazonica is the source of this 1959-nucleotide messenger RNA. It is a transcript of the gene ankrd33aa, whose product is annotated as ankyrin repeat domain 33Aa. The record is from RefSeq and is a predicted model, not a curated record. Bases 474 to 1805 code for a protein of 443 amino acids. Gene Ontology annotation, molecular function: protein binding. Lineage: Eukaryota; Metazoa; Chordata; Actinopteri; Batrachoidiformes; Batrachoididae. The transcript has 5 exons.
AUGGAUGGACACAUCCUGACAGAGCUGUGGAGACGAAUGUGACGGAGAACGAGAGCACACACAAACUCAACAGAGGGGCGCAAUGUUCGCUGCAUGUUUGUUUCAUUCUCUUAAUCCCUAAAUCUCCUCUAAUCAGGAUGAGAGGGACAGAGCACGAUGCAGGACUUAGGACAGCAGAGUCUAUGUUGGAACCUGGAUGGACUACAGGCCGGCGAGGCAACGUAACUGCACAGAUGAAGAGUGGAGUUGGGGUGGGAAGGUGGGAGGGAGCUGGAGCCACUUUCAAACAACAGCGAGCAGGAGGAGUGGACUAUACCAACAUGUGAGGAAGCCUUAACCAGUGAGGGGGGGUUUAAAAAAAAUCAAAAAAGAAUUCAAGAAGAAGACGACAACUUUGGCUGGAUCACUUCACGGAGUGGAUGAUAAGCAGCAGAUCUACUGUACAGGUGUGAUACCUGGCAUUAGGCGAUUUCAUGGCCACUGCAAAUGAUGAUCCCAUCCUGGGUGAUGGCCCAUCCGAAGACUCUGAUGACCUUCUUUAUGAUUCCGACUCAGAUAGCGUGCUUUCUGACGACUCUGAGAUUCCCUGCUAUGACAGGGAUGAAAGGUACACAGAGCUGCCUAAAACGAUGUACGAAGCCUGUGCGAGGAAUAACAUCGCAGCCCUGCAUAGCAUCCUGGAACGAGGAGUCACAGAAGAAGAAGUUAUGGAGCUGGACAUCAAUGGCAGGAAUGGGCUGAUGCUCGCCGUGAGCAAAGGUUUUGUUGACAUUGUCACUGUGCUGAACACAUGUCCACUAAUAGACAUCAACCACCAAGACACAGACGGUAAUACGGCCCUCAUGAUUGCAGCCCAAGCAGGCUUCAACACCAUUCUAAACUAUAUCCUUAAUUAUUAUUCUGGUGUGGACACUGAAGUCAGGGAUCCUCGUGGUUUCACGGCCCUCAUCAAAGCAGGACUGCAGGGGCGAGAAGACUGUGUAGCCACUUUGCUGAUGCAUGGUGCAGACAUUGAUGCAAGAGACCUCGUCCAAGGAAGAGGUGUAAAAGAAUGGGCUAUUAGAACAGGAAGGUUUGAGACUGUAAAAAGACUACGCCGCCUGCAGGCUCAUCCUGUCGCUGAUCAUUUCUGUGAAAACUACCUUCCCGAGUGGCCACAACUGCAGCAGUUUGUAGCUAAAGCUACUGCCAGCAAAACACCCAGCCAAAAACUGAGGCAGCAUUUAAAUGAUAGUUUUACUUUCAGAUUCCCUCAUGACCCUGAGGAUAAUGGGGUCAUAGACCAUAUGGUGCGAAUGACCACAAGUAUCCACAGUCCCCUGGUAGCCACUGCUUGCCGGCCACUUUGUCCAAGCAGCCCCCCUGAGAUUGGUAAGCGACGGCUAGCCCUUCCUGACCUGCUUGUGAAGUACAACAGCAAAGAGUUGGAGGAGGGGAAAGUAUCCCACAGCAAUGAUGCCACAGCUACAGCUGCUGCAUCUCUGAUUUCAUGCUGCCAGGAGUCUGAACGUAGGGACAGCAUAGUGCCAAGUGGCGUAAGGAGCUUCAUUCCCCGCAGCAUGGCGCACAGAAACAGCAUUUUCCCCUCAGGCUGUCUUCCUCGAAUCAAAGUGACAAAAUCUUUGGAACCCACUCCAAAGAAAGAGAAAAAGAGGAAGGGGAAGGGGAAAAAGGGUGACCUAGAGCUUCCUGUUUGGAAGUACAAGGAAGCCAAGGAAGAGAGACAGAAGAAGGAACUUGAAGAAAAAUCACAAGUGAAGAAAAUUAAGAAAUCUAAAUGUAAACAUACAUCAAGUGGAAACUGAAGCAAAUUCAAUGUGAUGAUUGUAUGUAAUAUUACUGUGUCUUUAUGUUGUUUGUAUAUAUACGUAUAGUAGAAAAACGAAAUGGAAAACAUGAUAGCUACUGGUAAAGUAAAUUAAUUAUAUUUAAUAAUUACAUAUUGAUAUUUAAUUAUAU